AUGCCCAUCAUUGUUUGCGGUUCUUUGAAUCACGAUCUAGUCACACACACUUCUGUCUUCCCGCAACAGGGAGAAACCGUCACGGGAAACUCGUUUCAAUCCCAUUUGGGCGGUAAGGGUCUCAACGAGGCGGUUGCCUGUGCAAAACUCAAGUCCCCAAGUGACAAGUUCUCUGUCAAGUUAUUUGGCGCCUUGGGAGACGAUCCCGUGGCCGACGAAUUUGUUCGGUAUUUGACCAAUGUCGGCGUUAAGACGGACCUUAUCAGUAAGAUCAAGGGGCAAGUCACAGGGACUGCCACCAUCAUUGUUGAGGACAAUGUGAAUGCCGAAAAUCGGAUUAUUGUUGUCUCUGGUGCAAAUGGCAAAUUCACCCCUUCAAGGGAGGAAUUGGAUGCUGUUUUUAAAAUGUCAAAUAUGCAGGAGUUGCAGUCUAGUAUUGAAAAUGUAGACAUUCCAUCUCAUGUCCAUUCCCAUAGCACAAAGCCUCCAUUCAACGAGCCAAUUGCAAAGACUCUCGACGUUAGUCCUCAUCCGCCUUCCAACAUUCACUCUCAUGGAUCAAUGUCAAGUUUAAAUAGAUCAAAUGGCUCUGAAUCGGGUUUGAAUGGAUUGGUUUUGAAAAAUGGCCAGUUGAUCCAUGAAUGGUCGGCGUCUGGUACUAACUUGGCCCAACAAGGCCAAUUGCAAAACCAAUCGGGAAUAAGUUUACAUUCUCAUGCAACAAGACCAAGAAAUGAAAGUGUGUCUUCAAAUUCAUCUCUUGGCUCGCAUAAAUUCAAUGACAUUCAAGUAUCCAAAAUCACAGGCUCGGUAAAUCAUAAUGAUCAAAUGUUACCUUCUAAUUUACAUGCACAUUCCUCUUCGGCGAAAAUGGAUACCUUAACGUAUCCUUCUCCAAAACCGUCUGCAAUUGAUUUACAAAAUGCAGCAAUUGCAUUGGCUUCCAAACAACCAGUACCUAAUAGAUCUGGCUCCAACCUGAACUUGACUGCACAGGCGAGGUUGGCUAAUGUCUCGUUUUCACUAGGCGGGUCAAGUGCUCAUCCUUCAAAUGUAUCUUUAAGUCCAUCGCAGACUUAUUUGAGCAACAUUCGAAACCCAGUGCCAAAUUCAAAACCAGUGGUUGACGAUUUGAAGUAUUACCUCGUUAUACAAAAUGAGAUUCCUAAUCCACAUACCAUUAUUGAUUACGUAUCAAAGAAUUAUACCAAUGUCCAGAUUAUGUACAACCCAUCUCCGUUACCGAACGCCAAAGAUGGAUACAACUCGUCGUUUUUGGACUCGUUGCUCCAUUCCACCUUUGUUGUCAUGAAUGAGCACGAAUUAGCCAACAUUGUGGCCAACUUCCAUCCUAAUCCAGCAAGUGAGCCAAUGACUGUGUUGAAGAAUGUCAGUAAUUACGAGCCAAGCAGUGAGUUUGAGCUUGAUGGUUUUGUGAAGCAGUUGACCAAGCUCAAGAGUUUCCUAACGAAGCCAAAUGUUAUUGUCACGCUUGGCGAGGCGGGCAUCCUCUACUCGAUUGGCGGACAGUUUACGUACGCGUAUGUUCCCUCGGAGGAAGUUGACGAGGACGACAUUGUCGACACCACCGGUGCUGGAGACACGUUUCUAGGCGCAGUCACCACGUGUCUAUAUAGGGGGGAAAGUUUGGAGUCUGCCAUCAAGUUUGCCGCUAGGGCGUCGGCAGAAACUAUCAAGAAGAGCGGUGCAGCAGAGGCCAUGCCAAGAUAUGGCGACGUUGAAAGAAGAGGAUGGGUUUUAUAA
Pichia kudriavzevii is the source of this 1764-nucleotide messenger RNA. RefSeq lists its product as uncharacterized. The coding region runs from base 1 to 1764 and encodes 587 amino acids. Lineage: Eukaryota; Fungi; Ascomycota; Pichiomycetes; Pichiales; Pichiaceae. The record is from RefSeq and is a predicted model, not a curated record. The transcript has a single exon. Gene Ontology annotation, biological process: D-ribose metabolic process. Gene Ontology annotation, molecular function: ribokinase activity.